AUGUCUUGCUGUGGAGGAAACUGUGGCUGCGGCUCUAACUGCGGCUGUGGCAACGGCUGCGGAGGGUGCAAGAUGUACCCGGACUUGAGUUACUCGGAGGCUGCCGCCCCUACGGUGGCCACCGUGCUUGGCGUCGCCCCUAAAAUGACAUAUGUUGAUGGUGGAGAGUCCAUGGAGUCCGGCGCCGAUAACGGCUGCAAGUGCGGCGACAACUGCACCUGCAACCCGUGCAACUGGGAGAGUUGGGUCUUGUGGAUUGAGAUCAAUGGAAAACUCAUAUUCUCCUCUAGUUCGUGCAUUUUCAGUCACCGGAUUUGGAAUUCGAAGAUGAAAUUCAAGCAGAAGCGAGUGAAAGUGAAGAAUAUUCGGCUCUCCGGACAGCUCUUCGGCGCGGUGUUGUUUGUAUGUGGGGCCAUCACCGGUGGUUUCUUCAACGGGAGAAAAGUGUUCGCGAUGGGCUGCUCGAAGACUACUCAAAUGCGGAAGACCCUUUGGCUGCUGGUGCUCGAGUACAAGAAGGGAGGAGAGGAAUAG
Molecule: messenger RNA, 534 nt
Organism: Striga hermonthica
Lineage: Eukaryota; Viridiplantae; Streptophyta; Magnoliopsida; Lamiales; Orobanchaceae
Source: the annotation of a GenBank genome assembly